AUGUGCCACAAACAGCAUCCGCACUCCCCAAGCACGAACAUCAUCAACAUAGUCGGAGCUGGCACCACAUUCCCCCGGCCCGGACCACACAGCCCUGCGGUCCCCUCGUCCAAAUUGACCCCCAGCGCCUCAACCGCCUCAACGGUGAUCCUCGACCCGCACUCCGAAACCCCCAGCAGCGCCGCCAGCAGCAUAGGCUCCCUCUUCAGUACAAAAAGAAAACGCACCGGCGACUCCAUCACCGACGAGCUCCCGGAGAGCGUCUCAAAGAACUUCGAACGACUCGUCAACCUCCUCUCCCACAAAAGCGAAUACCAGCCCACGGCCGCAACGCUGAUGUCGUUCCCUCUCCCUCAGAUUCAGCACCAGGGACUGCGACCCGAACCGCGCGAUGGACCUUCUCCCAUUGACGAGGAGUGUGAGGGCGAUGAUACGCUGAGCAUUACCCGCCUGGAUGAUCUUUAUCAUGAUCGUCUGGCCAUGCGCGAGCAGCUUGAUUGGGAGUGUCGACGGAUUGGGCUGCGAUUGAUGCGGUUAAGGGAGUUAGGGGCGCUGAAGGCACUGAUUGGGGCUGGGUCUUCUGAUGAGGAGGGAAAUGAGAAGGAGGCGAAGGAGGAUCUUUGGUCGCGGGGUGAUGAUGAUUUGUUGGUGAGGAUUCGGAGGUUGGAGCUUAAGGCAACGGAGGAGAGGGAGGGGCGGGAUCGCGAUGAGUGA
This is a messenger RNA of Penicillium argentinense, 714 nucleotides long. RefSeq lists its product as uncharacterized. Bases 1 to 714 code for a protein of 237 amino acids. NCBI's taxonomy places the organism in Eukaryota, Fungi, Ascomycota, Eurotiomycetes, Eurotiales, Aspergillaceae. The transcript has a single exon. The record is from RefSeq and is a predicted model, not a curated record.